Carica papaya (papaya) is the source of this 1089-nucleotide messenger RNA. Its product is annotated as two-component response regulator ORR21-like. Lineage: Eukaryota; Viridiplantae; Streptophyta; Magnoliopsida; Brassicales; Caricaceae. Gene Ontology annotation, molecular function: DNA binding; DNA-binding transcription factor activity. The record is from RefSeq and is a predicted model, not a curated record. Gene Ontology annotation, biological process: cytokinin-activated signaling pathway; phosphorelay signal transduction system.
AUGGCUGCUUUGCAGAUAGUAGAUGAGUCGAGCGUCAACGACAACGUUUUCAGUUUUGAAUGGUGUAAGGGUACUGAAGUUGUUGUCCCCGACAACUUUCCUGCCGGUUUGAGAGUCCUUGUCGUCGAUGAUGAUAUUACGUGCUUGCGUAUUACUGAGCAGAUUCUUCGCCGUUGCAACUAUUGUGUUACCACCUGCUCACAGGCCGUGGCUGCGUUGACCCUUCUGCGGGAGAAGAAAGGCUGUUUUGAUCUGGUUAUAAGUGAUGUCCAUAUGCCUGAUAUGGACGGGUUUAAACUGCUUGAACAUGUUGGGCUUGAAAUGGACCUUCCUGUUAUUAUGAUGUCUGCUGACGGGAUAACAAGUACGGUCAUGAGCGGAAUUAGACACGGGGCUUGUGAUUACUUGCUUAAGCCUAUCCGUGAGGAAGAACUUAAACAUAUAUGGCAGCAUGUUGUCCGGAAAAAGUUGAACGAAAACAAAGAGCUUGAAAAUUCUGGCAACCUGGAAGAGAACGAUGGCAAUAAGCGAGGAAAUGAUGACUCUAAAUAUACUUGUGCCAAUGAUGGAACAGUUAAAGCUCAGAAAAAAAGGACCAAUACUAAUGAUGAAGGUGAUGCUGAAGUGGAGAACAAAGAUCCAUCCACAGAAAAGAAGCCACGUGUAGUGUGGUCAUUGGAACUCCAUCAGCAAUUUAUUAGUGCUGUUGACCAGAUUGGGAUUGAUAAGGCUGCACCGAAGAAGAUUCUUCAAGUGAUGAAUGUUCCUGGCUUGAGCAGAGAAAAUGUUGCAAGUCAUUUGCAGAAAUAUAGAUUGUAUUUGAAGAGAUUGAAUGGAGUAGCUGAAGAGGGAGGGAUUUCAAGUCCACUUCCUGGUAACAUAGAAUCCAACGUACAACUUGCUUCUCUGGGAAGAUAUAACAUUCAAGCUUUGGCAGCCUCCGGACAACUUCCUCCACAAACAAUAGCUGCACUCCAUGCAGAGCUUUUAGGUCGACCAGCAGGUGACCUAGUUUCGGCACUGGGCCAGCCUCCUCUCUUACAAGCAUCUCUGCAGGGGCCCGAGAAAAACCCUGAAUUAUAUAUUUAA